Messenger RNA from Alternaria ethzedia, 774 nucleotides. RefSeq lists its product as uncharacterized. The record is from RefSeq and is a predicted model, not a curated record. Bases 1 to 774 code for a protein of 257 amino acids. The transcript has a single exon. Lineage: Eukaryota; Fungi; Ascomycota; Dothideomycetes; Pleosporales; Pleosporaceae.
AUGUCUACGGACCGACCGGAUACUGCUAUGCUGUUCACCCGCCCUGGUAGUGCAAGUCGUCCCGAUACUGCGGAUCGCCCUGGUAGCACUGAGAUACUACCACCGAGACGCGAGCUUCCUUUCCCACGCUUGUCUUCGCCGCGCUCCUCUGGCAGCGACAGCGUGCGGCCCUCUACUGGCACAAUGGGGCCUCCUCCUCUACCAGCACGCGUAGCCAGUAACCGACCUGGUUCCAGCCGAAGCGCAACCAGCAAGGAGAUCGAACUCCCACCUCUGCCCCAACCCACUGUCAUCAGCAAGACCGCACGUGGAAAGCAACCAAUGCAGCAGCCUCCUCGCACACCGAACCAAGAUCAGUACAGCCCUGUACGCGCAAAGACAUCUCCACAUGGCGGCAUCGAGAAUCAGUCACCGUUGACAUCGUCUCCAAUAUCCUCUCCGUUAUCUUUCAAUCGGUCAAGUUUCAGUGCCAUUCCGACACCGCAACCUCUUGGCGAACGAAGUAAUGCUACACAGAAUCUUCAUCACAACAUGUCGUAUAGUGGUCUCGACACCCCACCUACGUCUGUUGCUGGUCAUCGUGGUGUGAACAUGUCCAAUCCAGGUGCUACUAUGAGUGUCAAUGAACAUGACCAGCUGGCGACAUAUGCGAUGCAGUCUGACGAGGGCCGCAGAGCAGCGCUCAACGAGUUUGUCUAUCGCCACCUGGAAAGCGACGACUUCCUCACGCUCGUCCUAGACAUGGAGGCAACUUGGGCGAGAGUUACAAUGUAA